AUACGAGGAAUGUAUGUGGAAACAUGCAACCGGCUAAUGUACCAAGUUGUCUCGCCAGUGUGGGAGACUCAAAUUUCUGGCAAGUUCGCAUUAAAUGCCUGGUGCCGCUCUCCGAUAUUGAAGUAUUUAGUUUUGUAACCUGCUUGAGCCCUUCAGUAGUUCACGGACUGCCGAGUACCAUUCUUCCAUAUAAUAUUGAUGCGGUUACUAUGAUAGUACUACUAUACGUAGUAGUAGGUGAUGGCAGAUGGCACAGCGCCACUGCUUGUUGGCCGGGACUGCCUCUUGCCAAGUUCUCAGCUCUUCGUAUUGUUCUUUUUCAUCAUAUACCUGGCACUACCACCUUUUCUGCAUUGAUAAAUAUCCUUAGCUAGUGUGUCCGAAGCCAGGCGCAGUACAACCAUCAAGUCUGUGGACAAUUUCCAGCCGCUCGUUUCACAUGCCACGGCCUCAGCCUUUACUCUCCUUCGAAGUAGAUACCUCUGGGCAAGACACGUCCCUCAAACAUGACGAUUUUGAUUCAGAGUUCCGUAGAACUUGGUAUCAUUACCUACCACUGUGUUUUCUACUUUUCCUCAUGGUGGCUCCCUAUCCUUCGCUGCUCAUUGUGCUCGCAAACCACUAUCUUCUCACAUUGAACAAGCCCAUCACCGUCGUUAUUCAUUUCUUGAUCACUUUUACCCUCGGCUUCCUCGCCUUUGCUUCCUUGAUGGUUUGCGUGGCUCGUGAUCCCGGUCCAGUAUACUUCAAUGCUUCCGACCAGGAUCCUAUCGAGAGUCAGCGUGAAGAUAUGGGCCUCGCGGAAGCUUUGAUGACCAUGGAGAAUACUGACGACUGUGGUCCUGACAAGUUUUGUCGGAAAUGUUGGGUACCUAAACCGGAGCGUGCUCACCAUUGCAGCAUCUGUGGACGCUGUGUUUUGAAGAUGGAUCAUCACUGUCCUUGGCUUGGGGCUAAAUGUAUCGGAUAUAGAACAUACCCAGCAUUUGUUCACUUCUUGACUUGCAUCACUGCCUUCUCCGCAUAUGUCGCUACUAUAUCUAUAUCUGCAGUUCGGUGGUCUUUCGAGAACCCACUUCUGGUUCCGGACCAGUCUACCCCCGUUCAUGAAUUAUUACUCGCCGCUGCUGGCGUGAUUUUUACUUUGGUUGUUGGUUCCUUCUUAGUGUACCAUAUCUAUCUCAUCACCACCAACCAGACUACUGUUGAAGCUCUCUCUCCAUUCUUGUUGUUGAGAUAUAUUCCUCCGCUACCGGUGUCCAUGAAGCUGUCCGAACCUCCAAUGGAGGAGGAGCUAUCAUACAACCAACGUAGAGCAGUCCGUGAUGCACAUAGGUUCGUGCGCAUGUACGACGUCGGGUGGCGGAGAAACUGGGCGCAAGUUUUCGGAUGGAGCAAGCCGCAAGGGUGGAUUUAUCUUCUUCUUAUCGGUGGCGCUGUGAAUGGUGAUGGGCGGUCAUUUCCACGUAACCCACGCUCUCAGGAGAUGCUGUCCCAGCUCGCGGCCCGCCUCGAGAAAGAGGCUUGAAAUGGAAUUAUUUGGUGCCCCGGUAUAUAUGAUAUAUCAAUUUAUAAGUAUGCUGCUUAAUGUUAUUGCAACCUGACA
Molecule: messenger RNA, 1606 nt
Organism: Suillus bovinus
Lineage: Eukaryota; Fungi; Basidiomycota; Agaricomycetes; Boletales; Suillaceae
Product: DHHC palmitoyltransferase-domain-containing protein
Exons: 7
Coding region: 440-1528 (362 amino acids)
Biological process (GO): protein targeting to membrane; peptidyl-L-cysteine S-palmitoylation
Cellular component (GO): Golgi apparatus; endoplasmic reticulum
Molecular function (GO): protein-cysteine S-palmitoyltransferase activity
Source: RefSeq, a predicted model, not a curated record